AUGUCUGGCUCAGUGAACAUAGUAGAAAACGACGACCUCGAAAAUCACGGAGAAGACAGUGUGGCUGUUCCAAUUGUUGGCGCGCCGCCACGGAACCCCGAGAAUGCACCUGGGCCAACUCCAGCGGACGCGGUCUCGCGCGACGCACAGCAGAUCGACGAAACCUCACGCACCGACAAGAGCAUACAACAAGAAGAAGGUGUCGUGUUGGGCCAUAGAGUAUUAAGGAGUGGCAUUGAGGUUGAUAAGGCUAAGGUGGAGGUAGUUGAAAAAUUACCUCCACCCAUUUCUAUGAUGGAUGUCCGGAGUUUCUUGGGACACGCGGGGUUCUAUAGAUUCUUUAUUAAGGACUUUUCAAAAAUUGUUACUCCCUUGUGCAGACUGCUUGAAAAGGAUGUAUUCUUCAAUUUUGAUGAAGCCUGCCUGAAGGCAUUUGAAGAGCUCAAAAAGAAGUUGGUGUCUGCCCCCAUUAUUGCGACAUCGGAUUGGUCCUUACUAUUUGAACUUAUAUGUGAUGCAAGUGACCAUGCUAUUGGGGCAGUGCUAGGCUAG
This is a messenger RNA of Nicotiana attenuata, 552 nucleotides long. RefSeq lists its product as uncharacterized. The record is from RefSeq and is a predicted model, not a curated record. The transcript has 2 exons. Lineage: Eukaryota; Viridiplantae; Streptophyta; Magnoliopsida; Solanales; Solanaceae. The coding region runs from base 1 to 552 and encodes 183 amino acids.